This is a messenger RNA of Dendronephthya gigantea, 3286 nucleotides long. RefSeq lists its product as uncharacterized. NCBI's taxonomy places the organism in Eukaryota, Metazoa, Cnidaria, Anthozoa, Malacalcyonacea, Nephtheidae. The transcript is spliced from 4 exons. The record is from RefSeq and is a predicted model, not a curated record. Bases 515 to 2842 code for a protein of 775 amino acids.
GUAUAGGCCGUUUCGAAAACCACGAUUUUACGUCACAGUAAAAGCCUCUCGGAACAUCUCACGAAUUCGUGGAAAUGACGACAUAAAAGUUUCGGGGGGUUUUCCUGAAAUAUGAUUUACACUAUUAUAGUUCCAACUUGACUGAACGUUUCAAAAUCUAAAAUAUUCUGUAUUAGAAUAUAGACUGACGACAGCCCGCUUGAAGCGAAUUUAGUUUUGAGCUGUUGAAGUAUCGUAGUUUGAUACUCAAAAGAUAAAAAAAACCGGCUCAAACGUUUUUAUAACUGACAGCACAUGACAAAUCUUGUGGAGCAUUUCAUCUCAACGUAAACUAUUGCACAACAAUUACGCAUGCGUCAACAACACAGAUGGCAAAACGGGAAUGAAAUGAGUGUUCCACUUUAUUACUAGUGCUUAAUACCUGUAUGGCGAUGAACUUUACGUUGGGUUUAUUUUAAAUAUCCACGCUUUCUUGCUUUCUCAAAAAUGCAAUAGAAGGAUUAGACCAUUCGGGAUGUCCACACGUGUUGAAUAUAAUGCUAUGGCUGAAGCAUCGAAGAAGGAUUUUUUAUCGUAUUCAAGCAGUGAAGACAGCAUGUUUCAGGCUAACUUUGGCUAUCAUAGACAGUACCGACCUCGAUAUCAUUAUCAACACACACCACGAGAACAGUCCAGGACGAGGCCCAGAAUGAAUCAUUACAUUCAACCAAAUUUCCCACAUUCUCAGCAACGUGUUAGAUCAGAUAAUAAUAUGGGCUACUACAGACCCCCCGUAUAUCACUCUGGGCCUCGAUAUCCGAGAUAUCACGUACCUUGGGAUGGAUGUGUCAGAAACUCACAAUCAUAUCGAUACGGGGAUGCAAAGACUACAAAUUCUGCGAUUAUACAGUCUUCUAGUGUGACAUUGUCCUCAAUGCCACAAACAUCGGCGGCACAGUCUCGAAUGUUACAACCGUCAGUAGUAAAACCUGGUCAGUCACAAGCUUCAAUGGUGAAAUCUGGUCAGUCACAACCCCCAACGGUGGAGCCUUCUGUAGUAAAGCCUGCUAUAACACAAUCUCCAGUGACACAUUCCAAAAUUACACAGUCUUCAUUUACGUCAUUUCCACAUCCACGAGUUGAACAAAUCUCAGGCGCUCAUCUACAAGCUUCAGCAGAACAGCAAGGAUCGCAAAAACUUUCAAAGACUCAACCCAGACAACCACCAUGUCAACCACCAUGUUCGAUCGAACUGGGGCAAACCGCGGCGUUACUGCCUAACAGGACACAAAAUUCAACCGCCGACCCCAGUGUGGAGCAAAUGUCGACCGCACAACCAAGAAUGAUAAAAGCUAAGUUGACGCAAAUAUUAUCACCGCGGCAUGGAAUAAAACAGUCUGCCAUGGAACAAACUCUGCCACGUGUAUCCACGCCGUAUAGUUUAAUUAAUCAACCUAGCGUUCCUAAAAUAACAAAUACUACUCAUCUUAGCCAGCCACAAUCGCCACUAUCAAAACCUAUAUUUCAUCAAACUUCAACAGAGUAUAGGCGCAGUCCUCCAGAGAAAAGAAAUGAAAUAAGAGAAUUAGACAUAGUACAAACGUCAAUGGCACAUCCUAACAAUACCCGAUCCUUGCCGUCACAGGUAAAGCAGGAAACGGUUAACGUUGAACGUGUUUCAACGACACGACCACAAGUCUCAGUAUCGCAACAUGGAACUUCAAUGAUACAACCGUCAAUGGUUCAAAUGAAACAAACAUCUGGCGUGUCUUUGAGUUGUAAUACACAGCCAAAAAUAACAAAAACUGUAAUGACACAGCCUACUAGAGUACAAAACUCGAUGUUUAGUUCCAGCAUGACUAAAAUAUCAAUGACACAAUCUAGCAAAGUACAAACAUCAAUACCAAUGGUUUCAACUAGUCCAAGAAAGACCAAAACGUCGAUAGAAGAAGGGAAAAAAGAAAAAUCGAUGACGCAACAAAAUUCAGUGAAGCAACUUAGAGUUGAACUGACCUCCCAGGGGGGAACGGUCACAAAAGCUGAGUCAAUGGGUGGCAAACUUUGUUCAGGUUCUGAGAGUUUUCUAGUGCAGUAUCCGGCUAUAAACAGAUCCUAUGACCAUCGAUGGAAGUCGACAAUGGUCUCAAAUGGUGACAACAGAAUUACAAAUUUUUCCCAGCGUUACCAGGCGUAUUCCGAGGUCAAGAAUACUGUGGUAAAACGUCGAAAUGACGAUCAACGUAACACGAAUGGGGCAGAGGAAAAUGGGAGAUUUGAAAACCCAAAAAGGAACAGAUGGGAUUUGAAGGAGAAGGAUGUGGAAAAACCUUUGAAAUACGAAAGUACAAAGUACAAUAACAUCAGUAUAAAUGACUGCAAAGUGGAAGUCAAUGGUAAUAAAGAAGCGAGUCAGUCUGGUUAUAACCAUGCUGGGAGAUCUUGGUAUCUCCAGACUGGAACCAAAAUUAUGCCUAAGGUGGAAAAUAACAAUUAUUAUAAAUAUUCAAUUUCCCAACAAACGUUUGAGGAUAGUGAGUUCGAGGAGGUAGGUCAAUUUAAUGCCACACAUAAAGAUACUAAGAAAACUACGACGACUGGAAAAGUAAACAGCAACAGUUAUUUAUCCUCAAAUAACUUCGAAAAAAUGGAAGAGAGCGAAGAUUGUGACAGUGGUGAAGAGAAUUCUUCAUAUGAUGACGAUAGUCAAGAUAAUGUUGAAGAGAUAGACGAUGAAUUAGACAGGAAAGAUGCUGAUGAAUUACUAAUGAGUAUGAGUAACAGAAGUAUUAAGAUCAAUCGUUUGUUAGAAGAACAAAAACGAUUAAUGGCAAGUCUUCAUGUGUAUGGUAAAUUACCAUACUAACAGUCAGUGGGCUUGAAUAUAUGCAUCUCCCCACAUUAUUGAUGCUGCAUAUAUACCUACGCUCAAAAUCCUUUUACAGAUAUACGGUUUCGUAUGUUUUUACUGCAUAACCCUCAACAUCCAUAAUGUUCAAUCUUUAUUGUUGUCUGCGCAUAAACAAUUGGGAGAAGCCAGUUUAGAUAAUUAACGUGUUAUGUUCUCUAAGUUUGGAAUCUAUAGUGAAAGUAGAACACUGUGCUCUUUAGCAAACAUUAAGAGUUUUUUAAACUAAACGGGGUUUUGGUUAAAUGUGCAUAUCCUCGUGUAAAACUAAUAUCGUGGUUGCAUUUAUAAUUUACAUUUGUUUAAGGUUCACAUUUGCGAAAAUGGAUAGUUCAACGAGUUCUCGGUGUUAAGCUUUUUUAGAAGAUAACUGUAAUAGCAAAACGUAAAUCGUUGUAGAGC